Molecule: messenger RNA, 1058 nt
Organism: Serpula lacrymans var. lacrymans S7.9
Lineage: Eukaryota; Fungi; Basidiomycota; Agaricomycetes; Boletales; Serpulaceae
Exons: 4
Coding region: 414-761 (115 amino acids)
Source: RefSeq, a predicted model, not a curated record
AAAUAACUCGCGGUUUUUCCGUGGGAUAGGGUUGGAUUGUUUGGACUAGCGGACGACCAUGAGUUUUAACAUGCAGCUUGUAGAUGGAUCAAUCAGGUCACAUCUGACGAAAUGGUCCUGCGCAUGGAUGAUGCUUUCAUCCAGUGUCAUCCAGUGGUGUCCCUCAAAUAUAUCCUUUAUUGUCGGUAUUCGAGGACCGAUACCCUUCUUGCGCGAUCAGACCCUUACACGACAGCGAAACGUGGAUCUCUCAGUGGCCAAAGUCUGGGUGACUGCAUGAGAACAAUCAUUCUAUCGCCGGCACCUUCAAUUCGUACCAUUGCCUCAAGGUCAUCCGGGUACAAAACUUUUAUUUAGCUCACAGCAAUCAUCGUCUCGGGGGAAAGUACAAAGGCAGACUGGUUGAUCGAAUCAUGAUUGUCGUAACGGGCUUUUGCCAGGCUCAGCACCGCAUUUCUCCAUUUCUUUCACGGCCGGUACGUCCCAUGGAAAUAACAAGUCCCCUUGUUCAUUCAAAUUUCACGCCCUCGAUCCUUUUACUCAAGUCGAGGCCUUUCGCCGGGGCGCGGGUGAUUGGAGUGGCGAUAGGCAAGAAUAUAAUUUGUCUGACGGAAAGGGGGGGAGGGACAGCCGAUCAACAAAGGAACGAGUUGCGAACAAAAGAAUACCCGCAAUUCAAAAUCGGCGACCAACUGCAGCACCUUCGAAUUGCGUCCGACCGGGAAAUAUCCUUCGAUUCUUCAGAGAUCGGGUGCGGAUGAAUGCACUAGUUUGUCAGGUGGGUGGCCCAGACAAAGAGAACCAGUAUAUGGACAUAACCGAAUUCGGUAUGUGUCAUCUUGUCCCUGCGUAAAUUUACUACGUUACCACGUUCCCAGCUCAAAAUUACUUAUUUCUUUGAGGAAUCGUGGCCAUGCUGAACCAUUAUAGCGAUCGCUGCGCGAUCUCAUUCGAUUCUUGCUUUAUUACUAUAAUCAUUAUCAGGGAACGCUGUGAAGGCCCGCUAACAUACGUAAUUUGCAAUCAGUUGUACACGCCGGGUUCUGAUCGAUUAUCAC